This is a messenger RNA of Carassius carassius (crucian carp), 1558 nucleotides long. RefSeq names its product cytosolic sulfotransferase 2-like. Bases 210 to 1118 code for a protein of 302 amino acids. Gene Ontology annotation, biological process: sulfation. The transcript is spliced from 8 exons. The record is from RefSeq and is a predicted model, not a curated record. Gene Ontology annotation, molecular function: sulfotransferase activity. Gene Ontology annotation, cellular component: cytoplasm. Lineage: Eukaryota; Metazoa; Chordata; Actinopteri; Cypriniformes; Cyprinidae.
UCGUAACAUAUUUAAGGCUGAGUGCAAAGCACAGAGAAAAGCAGUGGUAUACACUGUGGCUUGAUAACUAUGACAACACUUAAUAGCAUGGAAUCCUAAAUGCAUUUGUAGAGCACAAGAGCACUGGUAGAAACCUUUGAGCAUAGUAGAAUCAGAAGACAGUGUUAAAAAAAGGGUUUUAGAAAGAAAUUUAAAAACGUUUCACCAUUAUGGAAAUCCCUGACAUGGCUUCAGAAAAACAUCCUUGUCGGCCAGAGAUGUUUGAUUUUGAGGGUAUUUCUAUGACUACCUUUUUCACUGACAACUGGGAAAAAGUGAAAAAUUUUCAGUCAAGACCUGAUGACAUACUAAUCGCCACAUAUCCCAAAGCAGGUACAACAUGGGUUUCCUAUAUCCUGGACCUUCUGUAUUUCAGUAAUGAUGAUCCAGAGUGUCAGACUUCCCAGCCUCUCAAUAUGAGAAUCCCAUUCCUAGAGUCAUGCUUUCAAGAGUUUUCAAUGGUUACAGGCACAGAAAUGGCAGAUAGUCUGACCACCACUCCUCGUCUCAUCAAAACUCAUUUACCUGUUCAGUUAGUACCCAAGUCCUUCUGGGAUCAGAACUCAAGGAUUGUGUAUGUAGCACGUAAUGCAAAAGACAAUGCCGUUUCCUACUUUCAUUUUGAUCGAAUGAACAUGGUACAGCCUGAACCAGGGGACUGGAACCACUUCUUAGAGAAAUUUAUGAAAGGAAAAAAUGUGUUUGGUCCUUGGUUUGACCAUGUCAGUGGAUGGUGGGAGAAAAAACAGACAUAUUCUAACCUACUGUACUUGUUCUAUGAGGAUUUGGUUGAAGACACUGGACGUGAGGUGGAACGUUUGUGCUCAUUCUUGAGUUUGUCCACUUCAGUUGAAGAGAGGGAAAAAAUUACAAAAGUGGUUCAGUUUGACAUUAUGAAACAGAACAAGAUGAUCAACCAUGAAACAAUCCCUUUCAUGGACUUCAAGAUCUCACCCUUCAUGCGAAAAGGUAAAGUUGGAGACUGGAAAUGUCACUUCACUGUGGCACAAAAUGAACAGUUUGAUGAGGUCUACAAACAGAAGAUGAAUACCACUCUCAAGUUUCGCACUGAGAUUUAAUAUUUGAGUUCUAGAUCUUUUUGAUUGUUAGUGAUAUUGAUUAUUAGAAAUUGAUUGUUAGUGAUGUGUACAACUUUCAGGACAGACAUAGAAUAACCUCAGAAGUUUUUUAACCAGUGGCAGACUAAGGGCCAGGUUUACUAACAGCUUGCGCCAGUGCAAACAGUCUUUUGGGGUUAAAAUAGUACCAUCAGGAUUUACUAAAGAUGUACAGUGAAGAAUAAGCUCUGAAAUUAUGUGGACACAGUUAUUUUUGUGCCUGACUUUAUUGAAUAUGCAUUUGUUGGAAUUUCCAUUUCAGACGCAAAAUUUAUGGGAGGAGAUUAUUAAAAUUAAUCAUGCAACGAGAUUUACUAACAUUUGCCCUUGUCAAAUUACUGGUAUUUGCACCAUUAUUUAACACCCCAAAAAAGUAUGUCUUAAAUGUUUUGCAUUUGAAA